UGAAGAACGUUUCAAAGCAUAUGGAGGGUCUUCUGGUCUAAAUCAGAGCCUCAGAUUAGACCCAGAGCCGACCUGAAACCUUGAAAAGCGUUUCCACACUGGUGAAUUGAAGUUGCUGUGAUUACAUCGGGUGUUUUGGGGAGUUUUAAAGCUGUUGUCUGUGCCACGACCUGCUGGGCGUUGAGGAGGAAUGUGGAGAUCUCCCAACUUUGAGCGAGCAGCGACAUGAGAUCCUUCCUGAACRUUCAUCUCUGCUCAGAUGCUGCAUGUUGCUGUCAAGCGACGCUGUUCGACCUAUUCGCUGAUUGAACGCCGUCAAAAUGAAACCAAUCCGAGUCCGCCCCACGCCGAGGAAGAUGGAGCCGAGGAUUCUGGGAAGGAGAUGGUGAGCCCAGAGGCCUACAUCAAACAUCCGCUGCAGAACAGAUGGUCUCUGUGGUUCUUCAAGAACGACAAGAGCAAAACAUGGCAGGCCAACCUGCGCCUCAUCUCCAAGUUCGACACGGUGGAAGAUUUUUGGGCCCUCUACAACCACAUCCAGCUGUCCAGCAACCUGAUGUCCGGCUGCGACUACUCCCUGUUCAAGGACGGCAUCGAGCCCAUGUGGGAGGACGAGCGGAACAAGCGUGGCGGACGCUGGCUGAUCACGCUCACCAAGCAGCAGCGGAGAUUAGACCUGGACCGCUUCUGGCUGGAGACUCUGCUGUGUUUAGUCGGCGAGGCUUUUGACGACUACAGCGACGACGUCUGUGGAGCCGUCGUCAACAUCCGCAACAAAGGGGAUAAAAUCGCCGUGUGGACCUCCGACUACGAGAACCGGGAGGCUGUGACGCACAUAGGGAGGGUUUACAAGGAGCGACUGGGGCUCCCGAUGAAGAUGACGAUCGGCUACCAGUCUCACGCCGACACGGCCACCAAGAGCGGCUCCACCACCAAGAACAAAUUCGUAGUCUGASAAAAAUGCCUCAUGUGCCUCUUUUCAUUUUCCUUGUCUUAUUUGUUGGUGUUUACUUUGCUACAAAGACUCUGCGAAACGCAAUCUGGAGGAGGAGGAGGGACGUCCAGCCCACACGCCAAAAUAACCAGAACCGGCCCGUCUGCGGCGGCCAUGACACUAACGGAGGCAUGGAGAGACGCAGAGCUGCACUCUGAUCACUUAAUCCUUGAUUUUUAAAUGUUUUGAGUUGAAUGGCAGGAAUCCUGAACGCGUUCAGCCUCUGGUUGCUGUAAUCCUUAAUGACAUUAAAACACCUUUAAUUUAUUAUAUUAA
Molecule: messenger RNA, 1270 nt
Organism: Poecilia reticulata (guppy)
Lineage: Eukaryota; Metazoa; Chordata; Actinopteri; Cyprinodontiformes; Poeciliidae
Source: RefSeq, a predicted model, not a curated record